UGCACUCUCCAUUAGUGAGGUGACAGGACACUUCUCUGUCUCUCCAUAUUUUCUCUCUUUCUCGCUCUCCCUCGCUCUCUUCCUCCUUAGCUUCCUUUAACAGCAGGGAUGUAGUCCUCUGCCCCUUUCAAACUUCAGCACCUGCUAUGCUGUGAACUCCUUGGUGACCUCUAUUGAUUCUAUUGAGACCGCUCCUUACUGAGAUAUUUUGCUCCACUUGUUUGAGAGGAUCUAAGAGGACCUUAUUGGGUUUGGAAGUUGUUUGAUUUCUCUCUAUACCCUGGUAGAACUACAGGACCAUGGCCAUGAAGGAGACCAUUCUGCCCAUCAGCGAGGUGUCUGGCCCGGCCCCGUUGCCCUACCCGGAGGUAGUGGAGCUCAACGUGGGUGGCCAGGUGUAUGUCACGAAGCGCUCUACCCUGGUCAGCGUGCCCGACACCACCCUGCACGCCAUGUUCACCCGGUGCCCGCCACGGGAGCUGCCAAGGGACAGCCGCGGUCGCUUCUUUAUCGACCGCGAUGGCUUCCUGUUCCGCUACGUGCUGGACUUCCUGCGAGACCGCCAGCUGGUGCUGCCCGACCACUUCCCUGAGCGUGAGCGCCUGCAGAGGGAAGCCGAGCACUUCCAGCUGGGCGAACUGCUGCGCCUCCUGGGGCCCAGGGUGGGUUCCAAGCAGGGCUCCAUGAAUGAUGAAGGCUGCCACAGCGAUAUUGAGGAGAGCUCACAAAGCAGUGAGUACCCCACAGGUCGUACCUUGACUUCCUCGGACAAGAGGUCAGGGUUCAUCACCAUCGGCUACAGGGGAUCCUACACCACGGUGCGGGACAAUCAAGCCGACGCCAAGUUCCGACGCGUGGCCAGGAUCAUGGUGUGUGGACGCAUCGCCCUGGCCAAAGAGGUGUUUGGGGAAACACUGAACGAGAGCCGGGACCCAGAUCGGCCGCCGGAGAAGUACACGUCAAGGUUUUACCUCAAGUUCACCUACUUGGAGCAGGCAUUUGACCGUCUUUCUGAGGCGGGCUUUACAAUGGUGGCUUGUAAUUCCACGGGAACAGCCGCUUUUGUCAACCAGUACAGGGACGACAAACUCUGGAGCAGCUACACAGAGUACAUCUUCUUCAGGCCGGCAUCGAAGAUCGUCUCCCCCAAGCAGGACUGUGAGGAGCGCCAGAAGGACAAACUGGGCACCGACAAGGGCAGCGAGAGCGGCACCUCCCUCAACGAACUCUCCACCUCCAGCUCCGAGACCCACUCUGAGGCCACCUCGCCCCAGGACGGCCACAACUUGGGUGGGGGAGGCGGCGGGGCAUCCAUGGCCCCCUGCGGAGCCCUCCAGUCUGUCUCUCGGCAGCCCAGCACCCUCACCCUUGGGCGGCCCUCCAAGAAGGGCUCGUCAGUGCAGUGGAUGCAGCUGCCAGAUAAGCGACGCAACAGCGAGCUCUUCCAGUCGCUGAUGGGGCGUGAGGGCGGCCUGAGCAGGAAGAAGAACACGGAGAGACCCAGCGCAGAGGAAGAGAUGAAGCAGUGCAUACAGGACUUUAACAACAUCAAAAUCCCACAGGCUUUCCCCGAGCGCAAGCGGCAGUGGCAGUCCGAACUACUCCAAAAGUAUGGUCUAUAGGGACCCUUUUCUAACACCAUGCCACAAGCAGUAGUCAUUUUAAUUUGGAUUCCCUCCAUUUGGCUGGUUUUAAGUGCUAUGAUUCAUUCUCAAAUGUCUUCCAGUUCAAAUGAAGUUAAAAGGAUGAUCAACAAACUGUUUUUGUGAGGGGAGGCACAAGGUUAGUAAGCACAUGCAUUUCUGGGGCACAUCCCCUUUACCGGUAUGUUGUCUCUUCAGUUCUAGAUUGCAUUGGAGAUUACGUUUGAAACAAUAUGCCUAUGUGUACAGUAUAUGACUACUGUACAUUUGUCCAGUUUAUUAGGUACACCACCCCGUUCACAAAAAUGGUUCGCUCCUACAGACAGCGAGUCAGGUGGCUGUGGCAUGCUAUAUAAAGCAUGCAGACAUGCAAAGAGGCAUUCAGUUACUGUUCGACUGACUGUUAGAAUGGGCAGAAUACAGUUGAAGUCAGAAGUUUACAUACGCCUUAGUCAAAUACAUUUAAACUCA
Molecule: messenger RNA, 2114 nt
Organism: Oncorhynchus tshawytscha (Chinook salmon)
Lineage: Eukaryota; Metazoa; Chordata; Actinopteri; Salmoniformes; Salmonidae
Product: BTB/POZ domain-containing protein KCTD8-like
Exons: 2
Coding region: 300-1622 (440 amino acids)
Biological process (GO): regulation of G protein-coupled receptor signaling pathway; protein homooligomerization
Molecular function (GO): protein binding
Source: RefSeq, a predicted model, not a curated record